CAAAAAGAGGAGCGAAACAUGAGAGUCGAGCGGAGAUGCGAGGAGAGCAGCACUCACAGCCAUCCCAGUGAGCCGCAUCCACACAGCCAGUCGGGGAGGACACAUCGCAUCCCAGCGCCGUUCCAAAGCCUUGUCCCCUGGUCCCAGCCCCGAGCAGAUGAGCCCACCUCACCUGAGGUCCCUCAGUCCAGGUCAACUGGGAUCCCUCAGCCCUGCUCAUCUGAGAUCCCUCAGCCCACCUCACCUGGGAUCCCUCAGCCCUGCUCUUCUGGGAUCCCUCAGCCCUGCUCACCUGAGAUCCCUCAGACCACCUCACCUGGGAUCCCUCAGCCCUGCUCACCUGAGAUCCCUCAGAGCACCUCACCUGGGAUCCCUCAGCCCUGCUCACCUGAGGUCCCUCAGCCCACCUCACCUGGGAUCCCUCAGCCCUGCUCACCUGAGAUCCCUCAGACCACUUGACCUGGGAUCCCUCAACCGUGCUCACCUGGGAUCCAUCAGCCCUGUUCAUCUGAGAUCCCUCAGCCCACCUCACCUGGAAUCCAUCAGCCCUGCUCAUCGGAGGUCCCUCAGUCCACCUCACCUGGGAUCCCUCAGACCACCUCACCUGGGAUCCCUCAGCCCACCUCACCUGAGGUCCUUCAGACCACCUCACCUGGGAUCCGUCAGCCCGGCUUAGUGUCUCCUCCGCUCUCCUA
Rana temporaria (common frog) is the source of this 695-nucleotide messenger RNA. RefSeq names its product extensin-1-like. NCBI's taxonomy places the organism in Eukaryota, Metazoa, Chordata, Amphibia, Anura, Ranidae. The transcript has 2 exons. Bases 158 to 676 code for a protein of 172 amino acids. The record is from RefSeq and is a predicted model, not a curated record.